Engraulis encrasicolus (European anchovy) is the source of this 2872-nucleotide messenger RNA. Its product is annotated as gastrula zinc finger protein XlCGF57.1-like. Gene Ontology annotation, molecular function: RNA polymerase II cis-regulatory region sequence-specific DNA binding; DNA-binding transcription repressor activity, RNA polymerase II-specific. NCBI's taxonomy places the organism in Eukaryota, Metazoa, Chordata, Actinopteri, Clupeiformes, Engraulidae. The transcript has 6 exons. The coding region runs from base 143 to 2140 and encodes 665 amino acids. The record is from RefSeq and is a predicted model, not a curated record. Gene Ontology annotation, biological process: regulation of transcription by RNA polymerase II. Gene Ontology annotation, cellular component: nucleoplasm; nucleus.
ACUACUUCCGUUGCUGGACGGAAAUAAACAAGACGGUUCAACAUGGAACACCUCCCGGUGGGUAGACAAUGAGGAAUGAUACUUAGUUCCUCCACAGAUUUUGUAAGGGUUGUGGUUCCUCUGCCCCAGGUGACUACAUCGAAUGUUGGAGACGAUAAAGCACGAGUUGAUUAAUCUUCGCUGUGAACUUUCGUGCCACAUUGGACUCCAGCUGACCAUGGAUUUGAAUUGUGGCUUGAAGGAAGAGGAUUUUGAAGAGUAUAUUUGCCCAAGACAGGAAAUAAAAAGGGAAGAAGAGUCUUAUGACAUCAAACAGGAAGACUCUACAGUAGAGUUGAAACAGGAAAUAAAAGAGGAAGGAGCAUCUGGUGUUCUAGAACAUGGAGGAGAGUCUAGUGUUCCAGAACAUGAAGGAGUGUCUAGUGUUCCAGAACAUGGAGGAGGGUUCUCACCCGUGAAGGACGUCAAACAAGAGGACUCUGAUAAUCUACACGUGGAUUCCACAGCGGAGAUCUCAGUAACAUUGAAAACGGAGGAGGAUGAAGAGAUAAAGGAGGAGAAACAGGAGGAUGAGGAGAUGAAGAAGGAGGAGGAUGGAGGAAUGCACACUUCAAAUGGUGAUGCCGAAUGGAUCCAGUCUAAUGCAGGAAAAAAUACAGAUGAGAGCAGAUACACAAAAAAGAGAGGUCAUUUUAACAUGCACCGCUUUCAGUGCUCUGACUGCGGAAAGAGCUUUGCUUACAUGGGAACUCUCAAGAGACACCAGCUGAUCCACUCAGGAGAAAAGCCUUUUCACUGCUCUCAGUGUGGAAACAAGUUCAGUCGAAUGAGUAAUCUCAAAGCACACCAGCUUAUUCAUUCCGGGGUAAAGCCUUUUCAUUGCUCUGAUUGUGAAAAGAGUUUUGCUCGCAAGGGAUCUCUCUGGAUACACCAACAGAUCCACUCAGGAGAAAAGCCAUUUCAGUGCUCUGACUGUGGAAAAAGGUUUCGUGCAAAGGGCUCUCUCAAGACACACCAGGUGGUUCAUUCGGGUGAAAAGCGUUUUCAGUGCUCUGACUGUGAAAAGACCUUUUCCUACAAGGGAGCUCUCAGGAGCCACCAGCUGAUCCACUCAGGGGAAAAGCCAUUUCAGUGCUCUGACUGUGGAAAAAGGUUUCGUGAAAAGGGCUCUCUCAAGACACAUCAGGUGGUUCAUUCGGGUGAAAAGCCUUUUCAGUGCUCUGACUGUGGGAGAAGUUUUAAACUAAUGAGCCAUCUCAAAGAACACCAGCUGGUUCAUUCAAUGGGAAAGCGUUUUUUUUGCUCUGAUUGUGGGCAGAGUUUUACUCGCAUGGGCCAUCUCAAGGCACACCAGCUGGUUCAUUCAGAAAAGCCUUUUCAGUGCUCUGACUGUAAAAAAAGGUUUAAACUAAUGAGGCAUCUGAAAGAACACCAGAUGAUUCAUUCAGGGGAAAAGCCUUUUCAGUGCUCUGACUGUGGAAAAAGUUUCAAACUAAUGAUAAAACUCAAGUCACACCAGCUGGUUCAUUCAGGUGAAAAGCCUUUUCAGUGCUCUGACUGUGGGAGAAGUUUUAGUCGAUUGGGUAAUCUCAAAGAACACCAGAAGAUUCAUUCAGGGGAAAAGCCUUUUCAGUGCUCUGACUGUGGAAAAAGUUUCAAACUAAUGAGUUAUCUCAAGUCACACCAGCUGGUUCAUUCAGGUGAAAAGCCUUUUCACUGCUCUGACUGUGGGAGAAGUUUUAGUCGAUUGGGUAAUCUCAAAGAACACCUGAAGAUUCAUUCAGAUGAAGAGCCUUUUGAGUGCUCUGACUGUGGAAAACGUUUUAAACAAAAGGUUAGUCUCAACUCCCACCAGAAGAUUCAUUCAGGGGAAAAGCCUUUUCUGUGCUCUGACUGUGGAGAAAGUUUUAAACUAAAGAAACAUCUCAAAGAUCACCAGAAGAUUCAUUCGGUUGAAAAGCCUUUCCGGUGCGCUGACUGUGGGAAAAGUUUUAGUAAAAUGAGCCAUCUCAAGUCACACUUGAAAAUCACGUUUCAUUCAGGAGAAAGGCCUUUCCAGUGCUUUGACUGUGGAAAGUGCUUUACUUACACGGGAGCUCUCAAAGUACACCAGAUGAUUCACUCAGUGGAAAAGCUCUGACUGUGAGAAAAGUUUUACUCAAAUGAGAUUUCUCAAACAACAACAGGUUAUUAAUUUGGGGGGAAGCGUUUUCAGUGCUCUGACUGUGCUCUGAAAAGGAGCUUUCGUCUUUUGUCUACGCUCAAAACCCACCGACUGCUCCAUUCAGAUGAAAGGCCUUUUCAAGUCCCACUGUGGAAAAAGUUUGUCAAAAAGGCCAUCUAGAGACCCACCAAAAAAAAUAUUGCAGAGACAAAAUCAAGGUAAUGCUGUAAAUGUAAAGGACAAGUGCACUAUUUACUCUGAACUGUCUGAAAUGUUUUAGUCCCCCUUGCAGUUUUUUUUAAUGCUUGCUCCUGUCACCGACCGUUAUUUGGCUAAUUUGGAUUUCCAAAUGUAAGUCCAAAUUCGUUCUUAAAAACCACCUUAAACAUUUGUUUUCAUCUCACUAAGUGGUUAUGGGUGUUCACUGCCAUUUCCCAACAGGUUUGAAGGCAAAACAUGCCUUUUUUCAGUUUUGAUUUGCCAAUGCCAAUGCGAAUUCCCCAAUUCAUGUUUUUUUUUUAGCUGGAAGACCAACGUUUAUAAAAAGAGAAAAAAUAAUGAUUGGAAUAGUUAAAAAACUGGGCCAUGAAUCUACAAUCCAUGACAGUUUAACAUUAUUGAUGGAAUUAUGGAAAUAAAUCGACUUUUUCAUGCUAUUCUAAUAAAAAGGCCUGGAGCUGUAGAUGGCUAGAAAGCCAUUUUGUUUGA